Messenger RNA from Carassius gibelio (silver crucian carp), 1348 nucleotides. RefSeq names its product osteoglycin, paralog b (gene ognb). Gene Ontology annotation, molecular function: protein binding. The coding region runs from base 101 to 985 and encodes 294 amino acids. NCBI's taxonomy places the organism in Eukaryota, Metazoa, Chordata, Actinopteri, Cypriniformes, Cyprinidae. The transcript has 6 exons. The record is from RefSeq and is a predicted model, not a curated record.
GAGACGCUCUUUAAAGGUCUCAUUUUACUCUGAGGCUGUGACACACUGCUCAGCUCCUCUCUCUUCUUCACUCACCACAACAACCGUUUCUCUUAACAUUAUGAUGGAUCUGAGGAUUUUACUGUUUUUCGUGACUGUGCCCUGGAUAUUUUGUGAACCGGCAAGAACCAGUAAAGUGGUGCCUAAACACAAAGGGAUAUUGAAAAUAGGAGAUGAUGAAGAAUUAAUCUCAGACAGUAGAACUGUCAUGGAAGCCAAGAAACCAAAGAAAAAAGUCAUUCUUAGCACAGACUAUGAUAGUCCAGUUGACACAGAUGAUGAAGCUCCGGGAGCAGACCAUAAAGAUAACAUGGAACUUCCCACAUGCCUGAUGUGUGUGUGUCUAACUGGAUCGGUGUACUGUGAGGAGGUUUCUCCUGACAUGACAGCAGUUCCUCCACUGCCAAAGGAAACGGCUUAUCUCUAUGCACGCUUCAACAAAAUCGCUAAAAUUACCAACAAAGACUUUGCCGAUAUUGCCACACUGAGAAGAAUCGACUUGACUGGCAAUCGGAUCUCUGAAAUAGAAGAUGGAGCCUUUUCAAAACUCAGCCAGCUUGAGGAACUUACACUAGCUGAGAACAAACUGGUCAAACUGCCAAUGCUGCCGGCCAAACUUGUGUCUCUCAAUGUCAACCACAAUCUACUUAAAACAAAGGGAGUAAAAGCAAACAUUUUCAAGAAACUCACCAAGCUAUCAUACCUGUACCUUGGAGACAACGGGCUGGAGGCUGUCCCGCUGCUGCCGGAAACCCUUCGCGUGGUUCAUCUGCAUAACAACAACAUAACGUCACUGACGGAUGACACAUUCUGCAAAGGAAAUAACACGCACUACAUCAGGUACAACAUGCAGGAGGUUCGGCUGGACGGAAACCCGAUAACGUUGGCCCAGCAUCCCAACAGCUUCAUCUGUCUGAGAGCUCUACCAAUUGGACACUACAACUGAUCCGCUGAGAAGAAGAAAAUGUUCCUUAAGCCAUUGUCCAACUGGCAACCACUGUUAAGAUGUUAGACAGCACAUUCACAAAGACUUAACAGCUUAAUAAAGAAUUUUGGGUGCUUCGAGCAUUUAGACAUUUAUGAUCAUUUACAUAAUUUGUUAGAAGCAUAUACAGGCAAUAUCAACUUUUUGUCUUUUUUUUUUUUUUCGACCUACAACUUUUUUUUUUUGUACAGUGUAAUCAUUUUGUUAAUGUUUUUGCAAGUGUAAAAUUUUAGCAAUGGCUGUGAACUUAAAAUUUGAGAAAGAUAUUCAGUGCUUACUGUAACUGAUACCCAAUGCUUGUACAUAAAUUCAUUUUGGACUGAC